Messenger RNA from Venturia canescens, 1276 nucleotides. RefSeq names its product Secretion-associated Ras-related 1 (gene Sar1). Gene Ontology annotation, molecular function: GTP binding; GTPase activity. Bases 261 to 842 code for a protein of 193 amino acids. The transcript has 6 exons. Gene Ontology annotation, biological process: vesicle organization; intracellular protein transport; membrane organization. Gene Ontology annotation, cellular component: endoplasmic reticulum exit site; COPII vesicle coat. Lineage: Eukaryota; Metazoa; Arthropoda; Insecta; Hymenoptera; Ichneumonidae. The record is from RefSeq and is a predicted model, not a curated record.
CUACAUGCUUAUUAACGUGAUAUUGCACGCGCGUUGACUUGACUUUGUGCUCGACCGUGAUUACUCGAAUCUUUGGUGUGUUGGUGCAUCAGUGAACAUUGAAGCUGUUAUUUUCGAAGCAUUGAAUAUAACGAGAGAGCGCCAACUACGUUUUUCGAUUUACGUAUCUCGGACCGUAGAAAUAAGAAGACAGAAAAAGUCAUCAAAGUAUCAAGACAAUUACGCGCCCGUUUGAACGACACAUCUUCCAGCAGUGAAACAUGUUCUUAUUUCAAUGGUUAUCUGGAGUCCUGGACUUCCUAGGCUUGUGGAAGAAGAAUGGAAAGCUAUUGUUUCUCGGCCUGGACAAUGCUGGCAAAACGACUCUUCUUCAUAUGUUGAAGGACGACCGAUUGGCACAACAUGUCCCUACACUGCAUCCAACAUCGGAAGAGCUGUCCAUCGGUAAUAUUAGUUUCACGACGUUUGACCUUGGUGGUCAUACGCAAGCACGAAGAGUUUGGAAGGAUUAUUUUCCAGCUGUAGAUGCUAUAGUAUUUUUGGUUGACGCUAGCGACAGAAGCCGAUUAGGAGAAUCGAAAGCCGAGUUAGAUGCCCUAUUCUCGGAUGAGCAACUAAGUUCCUCUCCCGUACUCAUCUUAGGCAAUAAAAUUGAUAAGCCAGGUGCAGCGUCCGAGGACGAACUUAGACAGUGCUUCAAACUUCAUGGACAAACGACCGGAAAGGGAAAUAUUCCUCGUGCAGAUAUUCCCGGUCGCCCUCUCGAAUUGUUCAUGUGCUCAGUUUUGAAGAGACAAGGUUACGGGGAAGGCUUCCGCUGGCUCGCCCAGUACAUUGACUGAACCCACGUAAUUAACAUUAAACAAAAAAGUUCAAAAACAACAUCAACAACAACAAAACAAUAUAAAUACAUAUACAUACACCUUUUUCGACGAUCGACAAAUUGUCUAAUAAUUUUCGUCGAUGCGGUUCAUUUUCGUACGCGAGGAUAUUAUCGAGUGGUCGAAAAAUCGCUCGUUCGUAAAUACAAAAGAGGUAUCUUGAAUCUGAUGUCCAAUAGGAAUGACUGUUUUGACAUUAACAUCCAUAUAGGAUUCGUAUCAUCGAGAACAGUAAUUCCGGACGGAAAGAAAAAAAUAAACUGGGUUGCCGAAAGUUCUGUUGAUAAUCUCAUGUAUAACAUUGCUUCAAGACACUGCGACGACGUAUACACAGAAGGGAUUAAAAAAAUUUUGAUAAAUAAAAAUCACGAAAUAAAAAUGAUUCGUUAAGAACA